This is a messenger RNA of Pogoniulus pusillus (Red-fronted tinkerbird), 642 nucleotides long. RefSeq names its product regenerating family member 4 (gene REG4). The transcript has 6 exons. The record is from RefSeq and is a predicted model, not a curated record. Bases 61 to 540 code for a protein of 159 amino acids. Lineage: Eukaryota; Metazoa; Chordata; Aves; Piciformes; Lybiidae.
CGAGAAGCCGUUAUUCUCCUGGUCUCUGGAAAGCAGGGAGCGCCUCCAGGAGCAAGGAGGAUGGCGACAGCAGCCAGACUCGGCGUCCUGCUGCUGGGCUGCCUGGGACUCCUGCAGCCAGCCGGUGCCCGGCACAUAGACUACUGCCCCCAGGGCUGGUCCUACUACAAGUCCAGCUGCUUCAAGUACUUCAGUCAGCCUCAGACCUGGGACGAGGCUGAGAGACACUGUCAGGCCAGCUAUACUGGUGCCCAUCUGGCUUGGGUGGAGGAGCCCCGGGAAGCAGCCACCUUGAAGAGGGUCAUCUCCUACUACCAGCGAGUGCAGCCUGUUUGGCUUGGCCUACACUAUGGGCAUGAGAGCCAGGCCUGGCAGUGGGCAAGUGGGGCCAGGUACAGCACCAGCAAUGGGCUGGCUGGGAAUGGCGCCCAAGGGGGAACCUGCGGAGUGCUGACCCACCUCAGUGGCUUCACCGUGUGGUCCAGCACAGACUGUGCCCAGAAGCAUCACUACAUCUGCAAGUUCACCCCCACACAGUGAGCACAGCCCUGGGCCCAUGGCAGGGCCAUGCACCAGCAAUGCCCCUGCCUUGCUACCUCUGCUCCUCUUCCCCUCAACCCCUAAAAAUAAAUGUCAAUGAAA